Aspergillus tubingensis is the source of this 459-nucleotide messenger RNA. RefSeq lists its product as uncharacterized. Bases 1 to 459 code for a protein of 152 amino acids. The transcript has a single exon. Lineage: Eukaryota; Fungi; Ascomycota; Eurotiomycetes; Eurotiales; Aspergillaceae. The record is from RefSeq and is a predicted model, not a curated record.
AUGGACGAAUCACCCCCCGACUUCUACGACGUCUACCUCACCGAGCAGCACGGCGUGCGCAACCACCUGGCCAUCUUCAUCGAAACUAUUCCCGACGCGGAACCCUUCUGCAACAGCGGUCGACUCUACCAUGUGGUGGGCACCAUUCUGCGCGGCAUGGACUACGGUCAUCGCAACACCCCCGAUCCCGAACUGCUGCCCGGCUAUGUGAUGGACUCGAAGCGUAAGAUUGCCGUGAUCGCCAGAGACGACGUGAUCCGAUUUGAGCGGGAAUGUGCCGAGGAAAUCCCACCUCCCCCAGCUCAACUGACCCUCAGUGGGAAGCCUUUGAACCGGGCCGUGCCUUUGUAUCGCUGCACCGACUGGGUGGAGGACGUGGUGCAUUUGGCCUUGGAACUGGGCAUCUUCAAGAGAGAUGGGAAGGAGGGCGAGUUAUACUUUGGAACGGAAGAAGAUUGA